Lobosporangium transversale is the source of this 576-nucleotide messenger RNA. RefSeq lists its product as hypothetical. The record is from RefSeq and is a predicted model, not a curated record. The transcript has 4 exons. NCBI's taxonomy places the organism in Eukaryota, Fungi, Mortierellomycota, Mortierellomycetes, Mortierellales, Mortierellaceae. The coding region runs from base 1 to 576 and encodes 191 amino acids.
AUGACAUGUGCUGAUUGUGGCGUCAUGUACCCUUUCUGUCGAUACUAUAUGAAAAGUGCGCUGAAACAUCUAGUCAAUAGCAGCCUUGCCUCUUUAGCUCUCAGCGGGGCACAGAAGUUCCAAAGCUGUAACGCUGAUAUUAGAGUGCUUGCUAAUUUCACUUCUUUACUCCGUCCGUGCUGUUCGCUCUUUUGGUUAACCAAAAGAGCGAACAGCAUCUCUGGCGCUAGGAAAUCGAACAAUAUAUUAGUUGGGCACGUGAUAACAAGAGUAGACACUAUAUCUUCAGAAGAGAUGAUUGAUGAAUCAGAGGACAGUGAAUCUGAAGUAUAUACAGCAGUCGAAGCCACUAUCCCAGGACCACCAGCAGUAACAGCAGACGUGGAAGACGCCUUGUUGCAAUCUCCAUUGAAGCGGAUUUGUUCCCAGCCUGAGAGAGAAGUGUCUACAAGAGCAAGCUACCUUUGGCUUUCAGCGCGUGCAUGUGCACACGAACUUCGUUCUCAGACUGGUGACGAUACCAAGGGAGUUCAAUUUAUGGCACUUUUCAUUAGUGAAAAACAUCUUCACCUUUAA